AUGCAAAUUAAACCUUCACUUCUCACUGCUCUACUCAUUCUUCCCAUUUUUUGCACGUCAGAAUGGACAAUUGACCUCGAAUAUAGUUUGAAUGGAUUUACCAACAGUUAUCCACUGGGAAAUAUCGAAAUGCGACGCGGUUUCGACGGAAAUUUCACGGGAACUUUUAAACCGAGUCAAGAGCAAAAUUUCGGACAAAAGUUAUCUUCUGCUCAGGAUGAAACAUAUUCCGUCAGAGCGAAGUCUUCUACACAAAAUGGGCAGACUUUUUUGACUACUAGUGAUCCGUGCCUCUUCCUUCACUCGAACCUCUUCCACGUCUUCUGGCUCUCAAUUUCCCAAGAAAAGCAACAAUUACACACGAUUACAGUAUUCCCAGAUACUGUGGCGUGGCGUAACGAUGAAGAGGGCGGGAAAUACGAAUCACUUGGAAAAACGUGUAAAGAACGAAGCUCAUUGGCAUCUGAAUCUCGCGGAACACCGAAAGGAAUCGUCCACGUCGUCGGUGAAUCCACGUUGCCAACUCCAGACACGGCGUCAUUCGUUCAGAAGAUGGAGAGAGAAAAACGGGCGAAACAGCACGGAGCCGAUGCCGAUAAUCGCAGUUUUAUCGCGAAAUAUUGGAUGUACAUCGUUCCCGUCGUCCUCUUCGCCGUCAUCUCAAGUGCAAUGAAUCCGGAAGGCGCCGAAGGCGCGCCAGCUCAAUAA
Messenger RNA from Caenorhabditis remanei, 708 nucleotides. RefSeq lists its product as uncharacterized. The transcript is spliced from 5 exons. NCBI's taxonomy places the organism in Eukaryota, Metazoa, Nematoda, Chromadorea, Rhabditida, Rhabditidae. The coding region runs from base 1 to 708 and encodes 235 amino acids. The record is from RefSeq and is a predicted model, not a curated record. Gene Ontology annotation, cellular component: EMC complex.